AUGUUUCGUCGUCUCCUUCUUCUUCGUCCUACUCAACAAACAUCUGUGGCAUCUUCCACCAUAAUCAGGUGUCGCUUUGCUACGACAUGUCAAAUCCGUACUCUUACUACAAAACAUAAAAAGAAACAGUCAAGUGUCCUAGUCUAUGCUGCUGCAGGUAUUGCAGCUGUAAGUAGCUUUGCUCUUAGUAAUUUAGUCAAUGCCCAUGAAAAGCCUUUGGAUCUUGAUGCAAUCAAGAAAGAUAUUAUUGAGCUCUUUGAUCAAGAUAUUUAUAUGGGUCCAACACUUGUACGUCUUGCAUGGCACUCGAGUGGCACAUUUGAUAAACGUGAUGGAUCCGGUGGCUCAACGGGUGGAACGAUUCGAUUUGAGCCAGAGAUCCAUUACGGUGCCAAUGCUGGUUUAUACUUGGCAAUCAAUGCAUUGGAAAAAGUCAAGAAGAAUCAUCCAGAGAUCACGUAUGCUGAUCUAUACGUCCUUGCAGGUGUGACAAUGAUUCAAGAGAUGGGUGGACCUAACAUUCCCUUUCGUUUUGGUCGUCCUGAUGCCAAAAAUGGUCACGAACCUACACAAACACCUGAUGACCGAUUGCCUCAUGCUGAUAAAGGCAGCAAGGAAAAGACGACGCAGCACGUGCGCGAUGUCUUUUACCGCAUGGGUUUUAAUGAUCGUGAUAUUGUUGCACUAGUUGGUGCUCAUGCUAUUGGUCGGUGCUAUCCUACGCGCAGUGGCUACAGCGGCCCAUGGACAAAUGCUGAAUGGACAUUCUCGAACGAAUAUUUUCGUGAAUUGAUUGAAAACAAGUGGACAAUUAAGAAAUGGGACGGUCCUAUGCAGUACGAAGAUCCAACGGGCAAACUCAUGAUGCUGCCGUCUGACAUGGCGCUGAUUCAGGACCCUAAAUUCAAACAGUACGUUGAAAUGUAUGCAAAGGAUGAAGAGCUGUGGUUUCAAGACUUUACAAAGGCUUUUGUAAAACUCACGGAGAACGGCGUCAAGUUUGAGGAGACGUCGGGCUGGCGUAAGUUCUUUGGCUUCAAGUAA
This is a messenger RNA of Peronospora belbahrii, 1044 nucleotides long. Lineage: Eukaryota; Oomycota; Peronosporomycetes; Peronosporales; Peronosporaceae. The record is from the annotation of a GenBank genome assembly.